This is a messenger RNA of Oryctolagus cuniculus (rabbit), 981 nucleotides long. The record is from RefSeq and is a predicted model, not a curated record. Lineage: Eukaryota; Metazoa; Chordata; Mammalia; Lagomorpha; Leporidae.
AUGCAUUGGCCAGCCUUGAAUUCUUUCUCUGGGCUGGCUGGCCGGUGGUCUGACAGCGGCCUGGAAUUCCUGCGGGCUCCUCCGUCCACCGGGGCUGCAGAGCCGCGAGGCGCGCCAGAGGGAGCCUGUUUGAUUUUCCCAGAGGAAUGUCUGCCUCCCUCUGUGUUAGGGCAGCAAGGGAGGGCACUCUGCGGGUUCGGCCCAGUCCCUGUCAUGUGGACCGUGGUCACUACUGGGGUCCCCCCACCCACUCACAGGUGGCAGAGGAUGAUCCCUGGGGAGGGCCGGUGGGAUGAAGGCAUUUACAGAUCUCCAGGGCCCUGGGGCAGGCUGGGUCCCAGCACAUUCCUGUGGGUGGACGCCCCUCCUUCUCAGCCUGUGGGUGGCCCCAGUGCACAGGUAGGGGCAGGGGGGAAAGGCCUGGCAGGGGCCUGGAGGGUGGGUGGGCAUUCAGCGGCAGCUGUCCCAUCUCCAGCAAUCCUCAGCCUUGCAACAGCCAGAAAGCAGACGCAUCCCAGGGUCAGAACCCCAGGACAGAAAAGCCAGCUCCAGCUGACACCUAAGCCAGUUUAUUACCUUGAUGUCCACCUAGGUCAGGAUGGCCUGGCCCUCUUGAGGUUUCUGUCCAAAUCCUUCAGGAGCUGGGAGACAUCUGAAUCGGUUCUUGAGAGGCAGGAGGAACGUCACAUUUGCGGAGUGCCGACCGUGUGCCAAACACUCAAGGAGCUCUCUCUUGGUCCCCUACCUCCACGGGCAGGUAUGGGGAAGAAGCUAAGAGGGACCAAGAGCAGGCUCCAGGUUGGCCUGGGCGUGGGGGUUGUGAGUGGGGCCUUGCCCUCCUCUCACUGCCAAGUGAAGGCGACCUUUGGGUGCUCUGGGGUGGAGCGCAAGCCUCCAGCCCAUCUGUUGGGAUGUGCAUUUCGUCUUGAUGGCUUGGUGAGCCCCUGCUCAGCUCUGAGCCCUGCGUCUCUGAGUGGGUGA